AGUCAAAAUCUUACUUCCAUCAUACCAUGACUGAUUUUGCGUCAGUUAGUCUUUGGUUGAAACAAAGUUUUUUUGGUGGUUUACGUUUCAUUAGUGUUUCUUAAAAUGUUCCUGAGCGUGUAGUCUGCUCAAGCCUCUUGACUGCCGGGUGUGCGUACUGUUCACUGCUGAGGCACCUCCUCCUUCUGCUGUGGAGGAAGGAUAUUAUCGGACAGCAUGACACAUUUUGAAGGAUUUGCUCUACGGUUAAGGUUCGGAAAGCUUCAGUUUCUUGACUGAGAUGUUCUCCUGAGUUCACAUCUUGACAAAAGGCUUUCCUUAAGAUUACUUACCUGACAACACACAAUGGCUUCCAAUAUAAUUGUGGAGCAGCAGUUUUCUCACAAAUUCACAGUGACAGUGGUUCGAGCCGAGAGCGUCACAAAGGGAGCACUGGGUGACCUGUUGGACACCCCAGAUCCAUAUGUGGAGCUGUUCAUCCCAACAGCCCCGGAGAGCAGAAAGAAGACCAAGCAUAUAGACAACAACAUCAACCCAAAAUGGAACGAGACCUUUCAUUUCAUAUUAGACCCAAACCAGCAGAACGUCCUGGAGUUAACAUUAAUGGACGCCAAUUAUGUGAUGGAUGAGACACUUGGUACCGCAACCUAUGACAUCACCAAGCUCAAAGUCGGCCAGAAAACUAUGGAGUCGUUCCUCAUUGGCAAAGCAACCAAAGUAUACCUAGAGUUGUCGCUGGAGAUCUGUACUAAACUGGACCUGCGGUUCAGCCAUGCCCUGUGUGACAAAGAGAAGGAGUUCAGACAGACCCGCAGAGAGAGGGUGAUGCUGGGCAUCAAGAAGCUGCUCGACAUGGAGAAGCCUCGUUUCCUGCCUAGCUCUCCAGAGGAGGUGCCUGUUAUAGCCAUAGCGGGUUCAGGAGGCGGUUUCCGUGCCAUGGUUGGCUUCUCAGGUGUGAUGAAAGCGCUGUUUGAGUCUGGGGUCCUGGAUUGUGCCACAUAUGUUGCCGGCCUUUCUGGAUCCACAUGGUACAUGUCCACUCUCUACUCCCACCCAGAGUUUCCAAAUAAGGGCCCGAAGGAUAUAAACCCAGAGCUGAUGAAUAGAGUCAGCAGUAACCCGCUGAAGCUGUUGUUACCCCAACACAUCACCAACUACAUCCAGGCCUUGUGGGCUAAAAAGGCCUUUGGGCAGCCUGUUACCUUUACUGAUAUCUUCGGUAUGCUCAUAGGAGAGACGCUCAUACCUGCGAGGAUGGACAUCAAACUGAGUAGCAUCCAGGAGAAAAUAAACCAGGCCCAGAGUCCUCUUCCUCUCUUCACAUGUCUGCAUGUAAAACCAGAUGUUUCUGAGCUCAUGUUUGCAGACUGGGUGGAGUUCAGCCCGUAUGAAAUUGGGAUGGCAAAGUAUGGCACCUUCAUGACCCCCGACUUGUUUGGAAGCAAGUUCUUCAUGGGAACUGCCAUAAAGAGACACGAGGAGAACCCUAUUCAUUUUCUAAUGGGUGUGUGGGGCAGCGCCUUCUCCAUCCUGUUCAACAGAGUGCUGGGAGUCAAAGACACAGUUGGAGGCAGCACCAUGGAGGAGGAGUUAGAGCAGAUCAAACCCAAGCACAUUGUUGGAGAAGACAGUCUGGACAAUGACGAAGAGCCACGUAAAGCUGGAACUGAGAACCAAGAGGCAGAAGAUGAGUACCACCGCACCGCUCAGGCUAGCUGGGUUCAACGAAUGUUCACGUCGUUCUUCAGUGACUCAUCCUUAUUCAACACAAGAGAGGGCCGGGCUGGGAAGGUGCAUAACUUCAUGUUGGGCCUGAACCUGAACACCAGCACCCCCUUCUCUCCGGGCAACGAGAUCACAUGCCAUGCCCUCCAACCUGAGGAAGAGGUGGAUGCUGUUACAGAUCCAGAUGAGUUUGAUCGUAUUUACGAGCCUCUGGAUGUGAAGAGCAAGAAGAUCCAUAUAGUGGACAGCGGUCUCACUUACAACCUUCCCUACCCUCUCAUCCUGCGGCCGGAGCGCGGUGUCAAUCUCAUCAUCUCCUUUGACUUUUCUGCACGACCCAGCGACUCCAGCCCCCCAUUCAAGGAGCUCCUAUUGGCAGAAAAGUGGGCUCGAAUGAACAAGCUUCCAUUCCCCAAGAUCGACCCGAAAGUCUUUGACCGCGAGGGCCUGAAGGAAUGCUACGUCUUCAAACCAAAAAAAGGAGAAAAGAACUGCCCGACUGUCAUCCACUUUGUCUUGGUCAACAUCAACUUCAGGACCUUUAAGGCUCCUGGUGUACCCAGAGAGACAGAAAAGGAGAAGGAUUUGGCUGACUUUGACAUCUUUGACGACCCAGAGUCACCAUUCUCCACUUUUAACUUCCAGUACUCCAACGAGGCCUUCAUCCGACUCCACGACCUCAUGGAGUUCAACACUCUUAACAACCUGGAGGUGAUUAAGGAAGCCAUCAAGGACUGCAUCGUGUCCAGGAAGGAGGAUCCCUCAUGCACAACCCUUCCCUUCUCUCUCAGUGCAAUCCCCAAAAAGAAGGCUCUCAAAAGAGAUUUUCGGGGAGAAACCUUGAACUUCCUGGGAAAUAAAAACCAGUAAUCUGAUUUUAGACUUCGGAGAAAGGAGACAUUUUGUAUAUUGUAGAUUCAGUCUUAAAGUAAAGCAUUUUCUUUUUGGAAAAGUCUAUCAAGUUGAUCUCUUUUUGCAUACUUUGAAUCCUCCAUUUUCCAAGAACCUUAAAGUUUACUUUUACAAGCCAUUUGAUUGCGUUCAUAUGUUACACAAUGAGAAUAUUUUUCUAGCUUUUUUCCCAUGUUGGAGUUUAUUGAUAACAGACAUCUGAUCUCUGUUUCUAACUGCUGGUUAUAAAAAAGACUUGACACUGAGAAACUAUGCUAUCUCUUAGUACUUCAUUUGGGAAAGAAAUAUCCAGCUCAGAUCUAUAUGUUAAUUUACUUCACGUGAAUUUUGUACUGAAGUUGCAACAAUCCCAUUCCAUGAGGAUACCUUUUACUCUUGCUUCUGAGGGCAAAUCGGAAUUUCCAUAUUUCCUUUGACUUUUUAUGCUGUGAUUCAUGUCCAUAUUAUGCUUGUGUGAAUGCACCAUGAGAAGCCUCACCUGUACCUGUAACUGUUUGUCAGCUGAACUCUUUCCAUAUUGACUACCAAACAUGCAAGUCAUUAUUUUUUUUUUGUUCCCCCAGCAGCUCGUCUUAACAUGUAAUCCUUUUUGUAAACAUAGAAGAGGAGCUGGUAACCAUUGGUUUUGUUUAAUGGCAACUAUUAGGCACGCUACAUGCACCCCCUCUGGUUACCUCAAACAUCUCAACGAUGCUUACCCACCUACAGGGAGUGUCUCAUAUUAAAGCCACCAUUUUGGAAAAAACAAACUUGAAGCCAUAGAAACGGCCAUGCUUUUUCUCUCCCUCACCCCUUCUCUAUAUCUCUAGGUGUGUUUAUUUUCCGAUCGUGUUGUUUCAGCUUUAGUUUUUUUUCCCAGGCCCUUUCCAACUAACCCAAUCGGUAAAGGACUCUCUGAAUGCCCCCGUACUAUAAGUGGAGCUUAUGUUAGGGUGGGUGGAUGUGGUGAGCUCAAUCAUCCAGUCACAGCUGGAAAAGGUGGCUCUCCGUGGCCCUUAGUGGAAUUUAACACACUACACCUACACCUGCAGAAAUGGAGGCCUGGAAUCUGACACACUACACCUAUACCUGCAGGGGCCCAAAGGCUGCACACAGUGCAGUGGAAUUUUACACCUAGCACUUUCUAACACGAUAUGUUUCAGCACUGUUGGUUAGGAAAAAACUGAGAAAACAAUGAGAGAGUGUUUUAGAUUAUUUCUGCAGGGAUUCAUGACCCCUGAAACAUGUAUGCGGAUUGUUUUAGCCGAGAGUUUUGCAUGUUCAUGUUUCUGCAGUGAAAAGCAUUAUACUUGGGGAAUUUGCUUUUGUUUAUUUUAUUUGUUACAUAUAGAGGACCAAAGACGUGACAGCAAGGGCUAGCCUUGUUAAGCUCUUGAAACUCCUGAACCUAAAGACUGGCGUGUGUUUGAGAGGACAUAGUUGGAAUCCAAGUUCAACAUUCGAAGUGGUUUAUUUUCUCUUUGUGUGAAAAAUAUUAAACACACAUAUAAACGUAAAAAGAAGAACAAUAACAAAGGGGGAAGACCCAUCUCCCCUUGUUUUCAGUCUUAAAGCUAAGCUAAGCUAAGCUAAGCAUAUGCUUGCUGUGGCCUUAAAUGUAGAACACAGAUGAAAAGAUAAAAGAUGUACUGAUCAUGUUAUCUAUGUAAAUUCGCAAAAAAAAGAAGCACAUUCCCAAAAUGUAAAACAUGUUUUUAUACUCAAAGCAACAAAACAAGUACCGAUCUUUUUAUCUUUUUAUGUUUCACUUUUAUUUUCUUUGUAGUCAUUUAGUUGAUUUAGAAAGCAUACAAAAGCUGUUGCUAUUUUAUUUUUCUAAUGUUAUUUUGUCAUAAAAUGUUAAUGUUCUUCUGACAAUGUUUACAAAUGUGCAAGAUGCUAAACAGACAAUCUGAUAGUACAAGAUGUGUAUACAUUUACUCCUGUGAUCUUUAACUGUUAAAACUGGCAAAGCAAGACAUACAUAAUGUUUAUGUGUAUUGUAAAAAAGGACGAUAAUAAAAGACAAAUUGUGUGUCAAAAUA
This is a messenger RNA of Eleginops maclovinus (Patagonian blennie), 4661 nucleotides long. RefSeq names its product phospholipase A2, group IVAb (cytosolic, calcium-dependent) (gene pla2g4ab). Gene Ontology annotation, biological process: glycerophospholipid catabolic process. Gene Ontology annotation, molecular function: calcium ion binding; calcium-dependent phospholipid binding. NCBI's taxonomy places the organism in Eukaryota, Metazoa, Chordata, Actinopteri, Perciformes, Eleginopidae. Gene Ontology annotation, cellular component: cytosol; endoplasmic reticulum; nucleus. The coding region runs from base 346 to 2595 and encodes 749 amino acids. The transcript has 19 exons. The record is from RefSeq and is a predicted model, not a curated record.